This is a messenger RNA of Lolium perenne, 6238 nucleotides long. The record is from RefSeq and is a predicted model, not a curated record. NCBI's taxonomy places the organism in Eukaryota, Viridiplantae, Streptophyta, Magnoliopsida, Poales, Poaceae.
ACGGCCCCGCUAGAUCCGAAGGACCGACGCCAGAAGAGCGCUGCGGAUCCGAGACCCCAGUCCACUAGUCCACCCAGCGCCGCCACCUCUGCUGUCAGGAUGGAGCCGGAGUCCGACAGCACCAAAGCCGCCGCCGGCAACCGCAAGCACCUGGCCAUGCUCGAGCGCCUUUCCAAGCGCACCGCGACCUCCUCAUCGGAAUCUCCCGAGGCCUCCCCCGUCGCCGCAUUCCUCUCCCGCUUCGCCGCCGCCAAGGUCGUCGCGGAGUCCGCCCUCUCCGCCUGCCGCUCCUCCCCCGACGACGCUCCAGCCUCCCUCGCCGCCGCCUCCGCCGCCGUCGACGAUCUCGAACGCCUCGUCGCGGAGGCAUCCCACUCGCUCCCCCCAUACGAGCUCCGCUCCGCCCUCGCCGCCGUCUCCGACCUCCGCGCCGCCCACAAGCUCGCUGCCUCCGAAAUCCGGCCCAAGAAGUCAUUCUCCUUCAGGAACAAGAGCAAAGCCACCAAGAACCCUCCGCAAGAUCCACCCGCCACGCCCCAGCCACCUCCGGAGCAGCCAAAGCCUACUUUCGAUGCCAUCCUGCCAGGGCUUGGGUUCAGGGGCAGGAACGGCGCUACCUUGGUGAAGGAUCUGCGAGUGGCCAACGAGAAGGAUGGGGAUUUCACGCUUGCUGAUCUGGUUUCAUGCGAGGUCUACCUCAAGGGCAAAUGCCGGGCGCUGUACAUUCACAAGUUGAGAGAUUGCCGUGUCUUUAUUGGCCCUGUCUUCGGCUCGGUCCUCAUAGAGGAUGUCGAGCGCUGUACGUUUGUAAUGGCGGCGCACCAGAUCAGGAUUCAUGAAGCCAGGGCAACGGAUUUCUACCUGCGGGUGAGGAGCAGGCCGAUCAUUGAAGAUUGCAGUGGUGUGAGAUUCGCACCACAUGCUCUCAAGUAUGUGGGGAUUGAAGAGGAUCUGAGGGAUUCUGGGCUUGAGGAGGAUACUGGUAAUUGGGCCAAUGUAGACGACUUCAAGUGGCUCAGGGCAGUGCAGUCACCAAACUGGUGUCUGGUUCCGGAGGAAGAGCGUCUGCCGACUCUAGACAUUUCAGAAGUUCAUGAACGGGAUGAUUGUAACUGAGCUGCUCGGGAGGUUUUGCUCUCAGCUCUAGUUUCGGCUUAUAUUUCUGGACUAGUUAAUAUUUAUGCUUACGGUGAUUACCUGUUUCUGUUUGUUUACGUUAAUGGCUUCAUUGUAUCUAGGGCUUGCUAAAUUCAGGAUUGGGAGCAUGAGAGAUUAAAUGUGUGUUCAGAAAUAUCUUGAUCAUAGUUACGCAUACCUAGUAUGAUCAUGAAGUUUUCUGUGCAAGAAGCAUACUUGGUGUAUGAGUUUUAUAGUUGCUGGCAUCAGAAUCCAGAACUGUUCACUGAGAAAUAAAAAAUAUAUUGGUUUAUCGAAUGCUGUGACCUUCAAUGCUAUGGAGGUUGAGGAAUUCGUAAUUUUGCAGGAAUUUGUGAUUUUGUGGUACGGAAGUUUCCUGUGCGUGAAAUUUGUGUUAGCCGACUCAUAGUCACGAAUCUCCAUCGAGACCUUUGCUGCGUGAUAUGCAGGACCUCGGAAGUAUGACUGUAUUGUAAGAAAUGGGCACCAUGGUGGUACCCAAAAGCUAAAAGCAUCAAGUUUUAGCUCUUACCUUGAAACUCUGUUAAAAGUAGCAACAGAAGCUGCGCUUUGUGCAUACAAAUUACAGCGUCCUGUGCAGAUAUAUCUCAAUCUCAGCACUGACAUGGUCAUGGUUGGGGGUCGGCACCCAGUGAAAGCAUAUUACUCGGUUGGUUUCAAGUCUGAUGGGAGAAUGACAGCCUUACAUUUGGAAGUAGGAAUUUCUCCAGAUGCGAACCACAGAAUAUCAGAAGCUAUUAUAUUAGGUCUGAAGAAAUACAACUGGGGUGCUCUGUCAUUUGACAUCAAGGUCUGUAAAACAAACAACACAUCCAAAUCAGUGAUGCCUGCUCCUGGAGAUACACAAGGCUCUUUGUUUGCUGAAGCUAUAAUUGAACAUGUUGCUUCAGUGCUCUCACUUGAUGCUGACACUAUCAGGCAAAAGAAUUUUCACACCUAUGAUAGUCUGGUGUUGUUCUAAGGGAAGCUUCUGCAUACACACUACAUUUUAUUUUUGGUAGAUUACUAUCAACAUCAAGCUACCUGAAUCGAGCCAAAUCCGCCAAGCAGUUCAACAGUUGCAACAAGUGGCGAAAGCAGGGUAUCUCUUGCGUGCCCCUCGUUUUCAAGGUAGCACCAAAACCAGCUCCGGAAGAGUUUCUGUGCUCAAUUCAUUGUGGCUGAGGUUGAAGGUAUUGAAAUUGGUCAAUGACUGUGGAUAAAAUUACAGCAGAUGACUGCUUUCGCUUUGGGACAACUGUGGCCUGAUGGGUGUGAAUGCCUUCUUGAUAGAGUGCGUGUUCUUCAGGCUGAUACGUUGAGCUUAAUCCAAGGUGGAGUUACUGCUGGCAGUACUACAUCUGAAUUUAGCUGUGCAGCAAUCCUUCAGAUCUGCAGCAUGCUGAUUGACAGACUGGAGCCAGUCAUGGAUAAGCUCAAAUAUCAAGGAGGUGCUGUGUCAUGGGACUCUUUGAUUUCCCAGGCCUCUAAGGAUAAUGCUAAUUUAUCUUCAAGUGCUUAUUGGGUUCCUGGCGAAGAAUCAAGUAGCUAUCUGAACUAUGGAGCUGGUAUAAGUGAGGUGCACCCUUCUCAGCUCCGCCUCGACCCGUGUGCUGAUGAAUGGCGCGGCUGGGGAGCUCAUCUACAACCGCCGUGGCUACGCCAGGGUGAUCCUCUCUCCGCUUUGCUCUUCGAUACGGUGAUGGAUGUCCUUCACCUUAUGCUUGAGAGGGCGGCGGCCGUGGGCCUGCUCACUGAGCUCUCGGCUAGUUUCUUCCGGCAUCGCACGUCGAUGUAAGCCGAUGAUGUGGUUACCUUCAUCAGACCCACCGAGGUGGACUUGCGUGCUUGUACGCAGAUUGUGGAGGACUUUGGGGUGGCGUUGGGGCUACGCACCAAUCUGGCCAAGUGCUUGCUCCACCCCAUCCGAUGCUCUCAGGAUCAGGUGGCCUUGGCCAGUUCUAUUCUCGGCUGCGAGGUAGCUUCUUUUCCGUUCAAGUACCUGGGCCUCCCCCUUGGGCUCAGGAAGGUGACGGCGUCUCAGUUGCAGCCCAUCAUGGACAGUGCAGCCAACAGGCUGCCACCGUGGUGCGUCAAACUCGUCAACCGUGGUGGCAGGACCAUUCUCAUCCAGACCAUGCUUUCGGCGAUCCCGGUGCAUACCAUGAUGUCGCUCGACAUUCCGCCGAAGGUCAUUGAAGCGCUGCGCAAGAUCUACCGGGCCUUCCUUUGGAAAGGGCGGCAGGAGGUCAAGGGCGGACCAUAGUUGCCAGAAAUCUGGGUCGCGCGGGUCGAGGAACGGGAUCGAGGAUCGCGGGUCGACAUCCCAGCAAACAAGGGUCGAUGAGGGGUAUACAUCUCUGGUACGUUAAUUUGGAACCUGGGCCGGGAUCCUCUUAAUUUUGGAUCGAUGGCCUCCUUAACUGCUCAAGGAAAGAAGAGAUGAAGAGGCAAGCCUGGCUGUUUUUCCUCUUCCGCGCUCUCCUCGCAUGAAGAAAGUUUGGAAACGGCAGGCUUUUAUUACGGGAAAUCUUGACCGGUACAUGCGAUUUUGGAGUCAGGCGGUUGGCUGAAGAAAAGGAAACAGCAGGUAAUAGCUUUUAUUAUGGGAAAUCAAGUGUCGACAGAUAUUGAACGCGAUCGUGAACCGUCGAUGACCCACGUCGAUCCGCUCGCGUUCCCGAUCCUCGAUCCGGAUCGAUCGAUCCUGGAUCGCGGAACACGGCGUGGACCCCGUAUCCGGCUACUAUGGGGCGGACACUACUUGGUCGCGUGGGACAAGGUGACCUCCCCAGGACCUUGGCGGGCUAGGUAUUCCAAACCUUCGCUUGCUUAAUCUUGCUCUCCGCUGCCGGUGGGCAUGGCUACAGAAGGUGGACCCCUCUAAGGCCUGUGCGGAGUUUAACAUUCAGCUCCCUAGCCUCUGCUCCGCUAUCUUUGACGCGGCCACCUGCUAUGUUCUGGGCAAUGGCGAGCGGGCUCGAUUCUGGACUGAUCGGUGGCUGGAUGGCUCUAAAGUGGCGGAGAUUGCGCCGAAUGUGGUCAAGAUGGUCUCCCGUAGGAGGGCCACUGCUUGCUCGGUGAGAGAGGGCCUAGCCAGCCAAUGGCUGUGGGACUAUGGACCCCGCAAUUUCCUUUCCUAUGUACAUAUUUGGUGCUCUCUAGGACUUUUACAAAGUAGGCUGGAAAACACCUAUGCAGUUUUUUCUGGCUUCCUUCAGCAUGGCUGUAGCGAUGUUAGAUGGUCAAAGCCUUCGUUGGUCCCGAGCCUCCCACCUCUCCCCUUCCUGGCCACGUUCGAGCUGCCGCCUCCUACUCCUCUUUCGAUUCCCCGUCGCUGUGCUGCUCGGCAGUGGCUCUAAGCGCGUCUAGCCCCGCCCUGCGCUUGGUCGCUGGCACGGCGUACGUUCCCGACAGUGAUGGUGCGCAGACGGGCGCACACGACGACCCCGACCUCGACCUCCGCGGGAGCGGCAGUGCAGAAACGUCCAAGAUCGCCAUCGGCUGUGAGCUCAACACUCACAUCAGUUUUCCUCGCUGUUAUAUUCUUUCAGUAGGUAGGUCGGCCCUGAUGAAAGCACUGCUCUGGCCGUUGUGUCCAGCAGCGGAGACAGUGUCGGGAACAAGAGCGGCAGCGGUGCCAGAGGCCACCAGCUCGCCGUCCUUGGCCUGUGAUUUACCUCUGGGAUCCUUGGCUUGAGGUCUGAACUACUUAUCCAAUUUAACAAGUCCGGUUAAUGGCAGUUGUAUGGGAGGCUCACCAUGUGACGGCAGAUCAGACUAAGGUUUCCCCCAAUGAUCUAGAGUCUGACGCUCAAGGUUCAUGGAGAUGGAAGCACCCCUCAAUCCUCGAGCGCACUUGUGACAUCACCGACACCGGCACUACCACCUUCUCCUCCAUGAGCCCCGUGGAAGUGCUUCCCAACUUGCAGUUUGUGUUUGAUUCUGUGUCUGAAUGAUUUUUUGUUCUCUGUUUUGAUGCAACCUCCAUUGUUCAAAGCCUGGAAAACAAUAAAAGGUUGGAAGUUCUAUUUGGGCGCAGUUAAAUGGACAUGAGUAGCAAAACAUGAGCUCAAUAAUUGGUAAUGUAAUCCUCGAAUCAAUCUUUAUGUUUAUGUUCGAAGUGGCUCAAUGGUUUUUCCUGUACUAUUUCUGUUGUCGUUUCAUAUUGUUUGAUGAAUUAAUCGUGGAUCCCAAAAUGUAUGUCUUGAACUUAACAUAAGCCUUUGCACUGUUGUUCAUAUAUAUGUGGAAACAAAGGAGUUAGCCUUAAGACCUUAACUUGCUGUUGAAGGUGUGACACUGUUGAUAUUGCCAUUAAGUGUUGGUCAAUAUAAAUGCAAUGUCAUGUUUUGUAUCUUCUUUGGAGGGGUCAUAUUCUGUUUCAUUUCCCAGUUGAUGCAAUGUAUUAUUUUAUGAAAGUAUAGGACAAUACUGCCAUGUACCUUCCCAGGGAGGUUGAGAUCAUCUCUGACCGUGCCACCAUCAGCCUGGCGAGGCAAAUCGAGUGCGUGCCCGUCUAGGUGAGUUAGUGCCUUUCGAAAUUGUGAGAGUUUUUGGCCCGAGCUGGAGGAAUCCCCGGGGAGGCCGUCCCAGCACUCGGCAAAAGAAGCACGGGGUGGCGGGUUGGGUCGCCUCGGGAAGGCGAGCUCCCACAGUUUCAUUUUCUAUCAAUAACGUCACAGGAGGGUUGAGAAGUAUGACAGUACAUGGAGCUAAAAGAGAAAAUUGGUAGAAGUCAUUUCUGCGUUGGGACUACAUAAGCAUAGCAAAGAAAGAUCUGCAAAGAAGACCGUGACUGAUCUGAUGUUAGAUCGAGUGGCGAACAAGGCAAGCCAUCGACACGCAAAGAAGCAGACAUUCAAUCCAUCAAUCCAUGGACAAAUACAUGGACAACAUCAUCCUUGCUUCCGGAGAUAGCACUAGAGGGAAAAAUAACUGCACUCCCCCUGGCAUAGUAGUCUACUAUGUGUUGUGUGUCAUAAUUCCCGUAUGUGUCCUGCUCUUGUUUAACAGUCGAUGGUUCACUGUGUUCUGUUUCUGUAAUAAGAUCUUUUAACAGUCUCAAUAUCAUGAUGUUUUCAUGUCUGAGCACACUUCC